AUGUCUCCUCAACUAAAUAGCUAUGUAUCAUGCUUGUGGCAAGUGAUGAUGAGCCACAAGAUGAAAGACGAGAUUAGUCUCGUGGUUGUCACCAUUUCUCUUAUAUUCGUCUUGGCUAUAUUACGCUAUAGCUACACACUCUCAAACCGUGCACCACCAUUACCGCCAGGUCCUCGUUCCUUUCCGAUUGUAGGCUACCUUCCGUAUCUUCGCGGUGGUCAGUUACAUACACAGAUCACCGACAUGGCUCGCACUUACGGUCCCAUCUUCAAGGUCUGGUUGGGAGCCAAGCUUUUUGUUGCAGUAAACAGCCCGGAACUAGCAAAGGAGGUGGUUCGUGACCAUGGUGAAAACUUUGCUAACCGCUUUACCCCAAUCGCAGCCUCAAUAAGCACUUACGGAGGCCAAGAUGUAGUAUGGUCCAACAACACCCCCACCUGGCGUAAACUUCGUAAGUUAUUAGUCCACGAGGUCCUAAGCAGCAAGAAUCUUGAAGCAUGUAGGUCUUUCCGAAAGGAUGAAGUUAGAAAGACCAUAAAGAAUGUUUAUAGUAACAUGGGGACCACGAUCAACCUUAACGAAAUCUCUUUCUCGACAGAGGCCAACGUUCUAACAAGAAUGGUUUGGGAAAACUCAUCAGACACCCCUAGUGGAGCUGAGUUUCGGAUGGUGGUUUCAAAGAUCCUUGAGAUUAUCGGAAGACCGAAUGUGUCUGAUUACAUCCCUAGUCUUGCAUGCUUUGAUCUACAAGGUGUUGAGCGGGACAUCACGAGGGAAAUCAAGAAGUUGGAUCAAAUUUUCACGAUCAUUAUUGACGAUCGAAUCAAAUCCAACUCCAAGAAACCAGAUGUUGCAAUUGGGCAUCAUGAAGCUGGAAAGAAAGAUUUUUUACAAAUCUUAUUAGAGCUCAAGGACCAAAAAGCCGGUGCAACAUCUGUUGAAAUCACCAACCUUGACAUAAAAGCACUUCUCACUGACAUUAUGAUUGGAGGAACAGAUACAACAACGUCGCUCAUAGAGUGGACAAUGGCAGUGAUUAUGCAAAAUCAUAACAUCAUGGCAAGGGUUCAAGAAGAAUUAACACAGAUUGUAGGAAAAAACAAUAUUGUCGAAGAAUCUCAUAUUUCAAAACUAAAAUACCUAGACGCAACUAUUAAGGAAACGUUGCGGUUGCACCCAGUGUUCUCUCUCAUCCCACGGUCAUCGAGUCAAACUUGCAUCAUAGGUGGGUACACCAUCCCAAAGGGUUGUAUUCUCGUUCUGAAUGCUUGGGGAAUCCAUCGGGAUCCUCGAUAUUGGCACAAUCCAUUGGAUUUUAAUCCUGAGAGGUUCUUGGAUCAUGAUGGGACUGACAAAUACGAUUUCAAAGGAAAUAAUUUGAAGUUCAUCCCAUUUGGUUCGGGGAGAAGAUUGUGUCCAGGUGUUCCUUUGGCCGAGAAAAUGCAAAUGUAUAUCUUGGCUUCACUCUUGCACUCGUUCGACUGGAGCUUGCCUGAAGGUGAAAACCAUGAUCUCUCACAUACAUUUGGCAUAAUGCUAAAGAAAAGAAAUCCACUUAUGGCUAUCCCAUCACAAAGGUUGCCUAACGUCAGCCUCUAUAUGUAA
Molecule: messenger RNA, 1605 nt
Organism: Cynara cardunculus var. scolymus (artichoke)
Lineage: Eukaryota; Viridiplantae; Streptophyta; Magnoliopsida; Asterales; Asteraceae
Product: (S)-N-methylcoclaurine 3'-hydroxylase isozyme 1-like
Exons: 2
Coding region: 1-1605 (534 amino acids)
Molecular function (GO): heme binding; oxidoreductase activity, acting on paired donors, with incorporation or reduction of molecular oxygen; monooxygenase activity
Source: RefSeq, a predicted model, not a curated record